Lineus longissimus is the source of this 6587-nucleotide messenger RNA. Its product is annotated as phosphatidylinositol 4-phosphate 5-kinase type-1 alpha-like. Gene Ontology annotation, biological process: phosphatidylinositol phosphate biosynthetic process. The record is from RefSeq and is a predicted model, not a curated record. The coding region runs from base 20 to 3121 and encodes 1033 amino acids. Gene Ontology annotation, cellular component: plasma membrane. Gene Ontology annotation, molecular function: 1-phosphatidylinositol-4-phosphate 5-kinase activity. The transcript is spliced from 19 exons. NCBI's taxonomy places the organism in Eukaryota, Metazoa, Nemertea, Pilidiophora, Heteronemertea, Lineidae.
GACCUCUAGUACAUCAUCCAUGCAGUCUAUACCUUACCAACGGAAUCUUGGGCCAAGGUCUUUAUCACAGCGCGCCAUGAGAUUACCGUAUGGGUUGAUCUCUGCGUCGGACGACCUUACGGGCUGGAAGAAUGUUUACGAUAGCAACCAAGAUAUUGCCCAUCCUCAGCGGACAGCAAGCUUAUAUUAUGCCCAAUGUUUCCCCGAGGAAGACACUUUUGCCGACGGAAAAGUCCUGGACAGGAUCCUCUUUCCAGAGCAUAGCGUAUGGAAACACAAAAGGCGUGAAAGUCUAGACUCAGGUUAUCCGAGUUCUAAGAGUUCCCAUGGAACAAAAAAGAGGGGGUCAGAGCCUUAUAUAUUUCAUGACAAGACAUCUGAUCGUGCUCCAGCAUCUCGGCAGGAAUUUGAGGAGUUUUUAGCUCAGCAUGGAGUACCAGAGUCUGAGGCGAAUCUUUUCAGUUCGAAACAUUCUAGUUCGCAUCGAUAUAAUCGUAACUGGUAUCGACGGCAGGAUUCUGAUGCGUCAAGUCAGUGGUCCGGUGUGUCGGCGCCACUCUUCUCUCAUCGGCGGGCCUCCGCGUGGAACCCAGACUUGGGCCAGAUGUACUCCCUCGGUCAUGUAGGUGGCAUGGUCAAAAGUGAUAACGCACUUCAUUCUACCCCCCGAGAGUAUGAGGUACAGUUUCAUAGCGAUAACGCUUUAGAUCGCGGAUCACACCAGGCGAAUUCACGGCGAUCUUCAACGUAUUCUAGUGUGAGCCGCAUGUCCGAUGCAAUACCAGAAAAUGGCUUCCAGCGUCUCCAAACUACGCGUCAUAGUGAUUUCGGUUAUCAUUAUGAGAAACUCGAUUCGAACGUUUGGAAGAAAUUUGAUGAUGCUUCAAGGUCUGAUCGUUACUAUUGUGUGCGCCGGAGUGAUUCGACAGAAGCUGACAAUACGCGUAGUUUGUCGGGAAUUACGGGUGGGAAACACAGGCAUAGGAAAAGUAGGAGGAAACUUACGCCUGGGGAAGCAGAGGAGGAAGUCGAAAAGGAUGAUGAGGGGAAACAGAGGUAUGAUCUGACCGCAAGUAGACGAUUAUUCGAAUCCAAGAAACAUUAUUUCUACUACCAUUACAAUAACGCAAUGAUGAAUACUAAGUCAGGGGUCACACACAUGUGGGCGAAGGACUUGGUGAAGUACUUGAUUUUUCAGAAACCCACCUCGGAGCUUAUGGCCGCAAUCCAACUGGGGAUCGGCCAAAGUAUCGGAGGACUUUCAUCCAAGCCAGAACGUGAUGUUCUCAUGCAAGAUUUCACCAUCGUUGACAGUGUGUUCUUUCCUGGAGAGGGCAGUAACUUGACGCCGGCCCACCACUACAGUGAUUUUCGAUUCAAGACUUAUGCGCCGAUGGCGUUUCGUUACUUCAGGGAGAUGUUCGACAUUCAGCCCGACGAUUUCUUGUAUUCCAUGUGUAAUGAACCAAUGACAGAGUUGUCCAACCCUGGUGCCAGCGGUUCCGUCUUCUACAUCACAAGUGACGAUGAAUUUAUUAUAAAAACUGUUCAACAUAAAGAGGCCGAGUUCUUACAGAAGUUACUACCAGGAUAUUAUAUGAAUCUUAACCAAAAUCCUAGGACAUUAUUACCAAAGUUUUAUGGUCUUUACUGUUAUCAGUGUGGUGGGAAAAAUAUUCGAUUCGUCGUCAUGAACAACUUACUCCCCAGCACGAUACGUCUGCAUGAAAAAUAUGACUUAAAAGGAAGCACUUACAAACGGAAAGCGUCAAAACGCGAAUGUGCUAAAAAAACGCCGACGUUAAAAGAUUUAGACUUUGCCGACAUCCAUCUGAAUGGGAUAUUAUUAGAACAGGAGACUCAUACAGCAUUGGUGAAAACAAUAACAAGAGAUUGUCGGGUUUUAGAAAGUUUUAAGAUCAUGGACUACAGUAUGUUAUUGGGUGUACAUAACUUAGAUAUUGCUGAGAGGGAGAAGAAGGAGAGAGCUGAACAACAGCGACAUAUGGAGGCAGGGACGUCGCAGUCAUCAGACUCGCUACGCCAGGAUGCCGAGGGGGGCGGUCAACCUAUCAAUAAAGGUUUACAGCGGGCGAAAUCUAUGAAAACUCGACUGGCAGCAUACUCCACAGCUCUCGAGUCCAUCCAGGCAGAGUCUGACCCAAUAGAUGCUGAUGAUGACGAUAUUUCCCCCGGUGGCAUUCCCGCGCGUAAUUCCAAAGGCGAGCGCCUCCUGUUGUACAUUGGUGUCAUAGACAUUCUACAGAACUAUCGGCUACGCAAGAAGAUGGAACAUACGUUCAAAAGUAUUGUUCACGAUGGGGAUACGAUAUCAGUGCAUCGACCGAGUUUCUACGCCCAGCGGUUCCAGAGUUUCUUCUCCACAGUCGUAUUCAGAAAAAUACCCUCCCUUGAUCAGCCGCAGGUGAAAGGAUCACAUAUGAGAUUUCGCAAACUUGUACACCUAGCUCUGAAGCAUUCUCCGUCGAAGAAGAAAGCUUACGGACGAUCGAGGGCUCAAUCAACAGCGGGGCAGACGGACAUCUUGGAAGACAAUCCAGAGAAGGACAAGCAGGAGGAGGCAGGUGCAAUAGGUGGCCGCCCUGACCUCCUACCCACGACCUCCACGCCACCUCCACCAUUUGAAGAGGCAGAAGGUGGCGGACCCCUGAGUGGGUCGCAUUCAGAACACACAUAUACUAGUCCAAGAGGAGCCGUAUCGAUGUCUGUGGAACAAAGGCAUAUUGGCCGGUACUCGCCACACAGCAAUGGUGACCACAUGAGAAUGGCCACGUCGCCAGCACACAGCGCAUCAGAGUCAACACCGACGCACACAGAGUUCACCGAGGGUACGCCAUCCUUCACUACCUCUAGCCCCAGCUUGUGUAGUGAAUCUAUAGAUGUAUGGUGGGACCGCACCAUGAAUGGGAGAGAAGUGAAAUUAGAUUCUCUAACAAGUGUUGAAUGUCUUUCGAUUCACUCAGUCUCAAUAGAUGAAGAGUUAGCGGUGAACACGAGUCAUCUUCGUGGCAGUCAGGAGCUGGAGGAGCUGAGAGAAACGGUCAACGAUGGCAUUGACAAUGGAGAACCUGUGACACGUGAACCAGAAGUGGCAACCUAAACUUGAGAACUAGAAUGACUUACUUGUAAAUACAUGGUCCAAUAUGCUGACAAAAGGGGGCACUAUCGACAUCCUGCUGAAUCAACAAUAAUGUGAUGUACGAUGGACGUCAGAAUCUGAUGAUAUUAACAGUUUCCAUGGCAACAGUAUAUGUCUCCGCGGCAAAUGCUAGGCUACUCUCGUGAUGGCAGAGGACAUUUAGAUGUGGUGUCAAGAAAUCAACACUAAUGCAAUUUUACAAAAUGUAUGUCUGUUUAUGAUGGUAUCCAUGGUAACAGAUCAGUUUGUUGGCAUCUCCGAUGCAACGGAUGUAUCCAUAGUGAUGAUAAUGUGUCUUCAAGUUGACUGCUUAAUAUAUGUUCCACAUUUUCCAAAAGACCACUGUAAACUUAUGUUCUACAUGGCGGCCAUUGUUUGUUUCCAUAGCAACAAGUGUUAACCAUGGUGAUGAGUAUUAAUGUGUGGGAAAUGGAUUUGAUUGAUGUGCUGUUUUCAGAAGGACAGAAGUGUAAUAAAUUAAUCACUGAAAUUAAGGCAGAAUUGUAGAUCAAUCAUGAGCUGAACCAAUGGCCUCCGCGACAUUUGUUAGCGUUGAUAGGCCUUGCUGUAACCAAGAAUGAAUUGAUAUGAGACUAGACACAUCAGUAGUUGGAACCGGAUCCAAACUGGGUUAACUUGUUAUGUCACUGUGGUUUGAAGCGAAACUGUUUCGGUUGGGUUGGGGUAAUACUUUAGCGAGCAAGGUGUUUGUGGAGUGUGUACUUGAGAUUCUAGUUCCUUCGGUGUGUUUAGUUCUGAACUAGAUGACAGGGGGCGUGAGAAGACUUUAUGAAUAUGGAGAACGUACUUAGGAGGCUGUGGUGAAGAGCUUUUAUGGACCUUGAAUUGUAGGAAAUUGAGCCCAUGAACGGGUGACUCCCACUUGGUCUCCUCGAUCAGCACCUGGCAGUCAAAGAUGACGUCAGAAGCUGACUCCGGGCGAAGUUAAAGACCUACUGUGGCGAUGUGGUUAUUCUAUGAUGUUCUAGAUGAGCAGCGGAGACCAUUUCCAAUUGUGAGUGCCAACGCGGCCUUGUGUUAGAGCGUUAUGAUAGUAAGAUACAGUGUAUAGUUUAAACAACUUUUCAGCGAAUCUUAUUCUUCAAUCUCCAUUUCUAGGUUAUAAGUGUUAUCUUUACAAAAUUCAGAUACAUGUAUUUUCGAGAAUAUUGCGUAAUUUUUCAAAAUAGCAUAGCGGCGCAUGAACAUGACAUUUAGUACUAAAGUUAUUCUUAGAGGGCGCUGUUUAACCUUAUCAUCAAUGUGCCAAGAGUUUUGAAUUAGUGAUGUCGACUCUGACCUCCGUGUAAUGUGGGUUUUUUUGCUGCAGCUAGAGUACUCUCAAUACCAACUUUCAGCAUGAUCAGUCUGGAAGGGGUUGGUUUCCAUACAGUUGAGCCUUCGUUUCCAUUCAAAUGAAGCAUGGUAAACCAUACAUUGACACAUGUUUUGGGCUCCGGAGAUGACAUUUGGCUAUGUGUUCCAUAACCCAGAAACAUUUUGUGAUAUGGAUAGCCAGGCUAAAUUUGAUGUAUGGAAAACAAUCUCAUUCUUGACUUUAUUGUGUUCAGUCAGGCUGGAAUUUUUUGAAAGUUCAGACUCUGUUUUUUUCGGUCGAAAAAGUCACUCUAGAUAAAGUCUUCGUGUUCGUCUACUACUACUUCUGCACAUUAGUUACUGAUUUCGCCCCUUGGUGGCAGCACUGUAGAUCGUACUUUGAGAUUAGACGCUGUUAUUGUCGUUAAAAAGUACUCGAUGUAAACUUUCAGCGAUACCGUCUUUGAUAUUGUCCGUUUGGAUGAACUUACACAAUUUACGAUAAAAAGGGACUGAUGACUGGUGACUUACUGAUGACUUACUGAUGACUGAUGACGGAUGAAUUAUUGAUGACUGUUCAGUAAGAUCCAUUUGUAAUUCCGCUGCCAGGGAAACAAACCACAACCUGGUGUUUUGGGUAAAUGUCCUAAAGAGUAAAAAGAACCACCCUGGAUCAUCACACCUCCAACCCUAUUGGGUCUGAUCGACAAUCUAAGAGAAUGGGAGGCAAGUGGAAUCUAGUCUUUUUAAAAUGGGAGAAAAAUCGUUUUAAAGUGCGUCGUUUCAGUCUUUAGGCUUUGGGAAGCUUGAGGUAACAUAUAAAUAGCAUUCUCGUGGAACUUGUCGGAAGCAUUUAUCAUUGUUGUCGUGGCAACAGUGGGUAUUCCAGAGACUGGCAAAGCAUGAUGGGAUUGACGAGGAUUUACUUGAGAAUAUGGUAGACUUACUGAAGUAUCCUUGAGAAUGAGGUAAAGUCAAUAUGGUGCGGUGCUGAGUGAGGUUGGGCACUCUUUACUAUCCUCGUCUCCAAGCUUGAUUUCCAAUGCUUCAUGUCAAUGUUCAAUGCCGAUUUCAAGUUUUAUGACGAGGUUGGUUUUAUUUGUGUUGUAAAUUCUAAGUACGAAUAACAAAUGGCCAGAGUCGUUUUACCAACCUCGUUACCAGGCCACUUCUUGUAUUUUGAUGUGUAACUAUGUAAGUCAUGCUUCUGGUUAAAUAGUUAUGUGUUACACUGCCACCUGGUGGCUGUGUGUGGCACUACUUUGCGUCAGAAUGUUCUGAGUUGUAGAGGGUUCCGGCUUAACCCACCUUUGACAAAAUGUCAAUUUAAUAGAUAAGACCUGAAUACUAUUCUCAUUCACAGACCAGACAUGAAUCAAUGACAUAUUUUUUUCAGUUGGUUGCAUGUUCUGGUUGCGCGCUUUCAAACAACGCAAAUGAGUGUUGUGCUGCCCCUGGUGGGAGCCAGUGACACCAAGGCCCACUGCACUUGGCAGAAUCACUCAGUUUUGACUUUUCCUGGUUCCAAAGUAAAUUGACCACUAUUUUCAAGAAGCAAUAAGUGCAGAAUGAAAAUGCCUUUUAACCUCCAGACAUUACCAGAAAAUUUGUCUUCAAAAAGAAAAUAAUGCACCGUGGAAACGUGGUCCAUAAACUUUUGAAUAGGGCUGUACAUAAGAGCCAGGUGAUUCUGUCAUUAUUUCAGUGUAACUGGCCUUAGCUUGGAAUUCAACUGUUAGAGAAUUGCGUUCCGUGUUGGAGAACAUAGCCAUCAUUUUGUUCCUGAGACUCAAAUUCAAACUUUCCAAAACGUCGGUGAUUUUCAAGACUGCUAGAGUCGUGUAGUGUUGAAGAAGAUGAGAGAAUCAGAGCUGGGGACCAGGUUGGACUCAGCCUGAAGGUACACUUGGAAAGAGUUGAAUGCUGGGAACCUGGACUUGCAUGAAGGCUAGUCGUUCUCUCAUGAUAUGUAAAUGUAUGAUAAUUAAGGAGAAAAUAAUUUGUGGCUCGUGAUGCCCCAUGGUGGCAUUAGAUAGAAUUAAUCAGAAUCGCGUGAUAGGUUCUGGUAUGUGUAAAAUUUGGGCUGGAGAAUAUUAAUUAUAUAAAGAUA